AUGAUGUUCAAGCUGUUAACUGCACCAGUCGUCAAGGCUGCUCCAGUUGUCAGCUACGCCGCCCCCGCAUACGCCGCCCCCGCCUACGCUCACAGCUACGCCGCCCCCGUCGUGAAGGCCGCCCCAGUUGUCAGCUACGCCGCCCCCGCUUACGCCGCCCCCGCCUACCACGCCGCCCCCGUCGUCCACGCCGCCCCCGUUGUCAAGGCUGUUGCCCCCGUUGCCACCUCUUACGCUAACACCUACAAGGUCACCGCCAAGGCUGUUGCCCCCGUUGUCAGCUACGCCGCCCCAGCUUACGCCGCCCCCGUCGUGAAGGCCGCCCCAGUUGUCAGCUACGCCGCCCCAGCAUACGCCGCUCCCGCCUACCACGCCGCUCCAGUCGUCAAGGCCGUCAGCUACGCCGCCCCCGCCUACGCCGCCCCCGCAUACGCUCACAGCUAUGCCGCCCCUUCAUACGCUUACGGUUACGGAUACCACUAAGCGGUUCCGCCUCCUCAACCGCCCCUUCCUCCCCUUAAUUUAUUCCAGUCAUGUAUUAUAAACAAUUGUACAUUACUAGCGUUAAAUUAAAACAAUUUCAUACCUCUUAA
Molecule: messenger RNA, 593 nt
Organism: Nilaparvata lugens (brown planthopper)
Lineage: Eukaryota; Metazoa; Arthropoda; Insecta; Hemiptera; Delphacidae
Product: cuticle protein 16.5
Exons: 3
Coding region: 1-483 (160 amino acids)
Source: RefSeq, a predicted model, not a curated record